Molecule: messenger RNA, 2225 nt
Organism: Phalaenopsis equestris
Lineage: Eukaryota; Viridiplantae; Streptophyta; Magnoliopsida; Asparagales; Orchidaceae
Exons: 11
Coding region: 58-1710 (550 amino acids)
Biological process (GO): RNA processing
Source: RefSeq, a predicted model, not a curated record
UUUGCCGGUCCCAUCAGGCUUGAGCUUCCAUUUCUCUUGUUCUCAGAAACCAAAGCCAUGGCGGUCGCCGCCUCUUCUGGAUGCUCUGGUGCACUUCGGCUGACGGCACAUCCAUGGAUGCGAGCCGUCCGCUGUUCGUCGUUCUCCUCUCCUUCCUCAUGUCCAUUUCCUCCUCACUCCUCAGUGGAGUCAUCCUCAUCGCCUCCCCCUCCUGAGUCCCCUUCGACUUCCUCCUUCUUCCCGAAGCGAGGGAAAUCACUGGAGCUCGUCUGCGAAUCCCUCGCCUUCAGGGGAAUAGGGGUUUGCAAGGUAGCCGACACGGGCUUUGUUGUCAUGUGCGACCGCGCUCUCCCUGGCGAACGUUUCAUCGGUCGCGUAUCCCGGAAGAAAGGAAAUUACGCUGAGGUGACGAAGCUUAAAACGAUCACCCCACAUUGGGACUUAGUUGAAGCACCAUGUGAGUAUGCUUCCUACUGCGGUGGUUGCAAGACCCAAAAUCUUCAGUACAAGGCACAACUGAAGGCCAAGGAGCUUCAAGUUCGAGACUUGAUCAUCCAUGUGGGUAGGUUUUCCAGCAUGGACUGUGAAAAAGAUUGUAUUUUAAAACCUAUCGUUCCCUGUGACUUGCAUUUUCACUACCGAAACAAGAUGGAGUUCUCCUUUGGUGCUCAGAGUUGGGUGCCUAGUGGUGCUUCUCGGGGGGACCAAAAGUUGACCGAGAAUGGCUAUGCAUUGGGAUUGCAUAUUCCGGGUUUUUUUGAUAAGGUGCUCCACAUUGAUAAAUGUAUGUUGCAAACUGAACCUGCUAAUAAGGUUUUAGCAAUUGUUCAAGAUUGUUGGAGAGAACCAAGCCUUGGCCUUUCUCCCUAUGAUGUACAUACCCACUGUGGAUUUCUUAAACACUUGAUGCUAAGAACCGGAAGGGAUAAAAAGACCGGCUUUGCAGAAGUAAUGGUUAAUUUUGUAACAUCAAGCUACAAACCUGAGUUGCUGGCACGUCUUGUUGAGAAGAUUUCAACCAUACCUGAAGUGGUUAGUGUCAUGAAUAAUGUGAAUUCAUCUGUUGGUAACACAUCUGUUGGGGAGCAAGAAUACACUCUCUAUGGAAAAUCAACCAUUAACGAAGUUUUAAGAGGACUUACUUUCAGCAUAUCAGCCAAUUCUUUUUUCCAGACGAAUUCUUACCAGGCUGAAGUUUUGUAUAAGUUGAUAGAAGAUCUUGCUAAUCUUAAUGGAGACCAGUCUGAGAUUGUGAUGGAUCUCUUUUGUGGAACUGGAACUAUUGGAUUGACUCUUGCAAGAAGGGUAAGACAUGUCUAUGGAUUCGAAGUUGUGAAACAAGCUGUAUCAGAUGCUCAUCGAAAUGCUGUGCUCAAUGGCAUCCAUAAUGCUACAUUCAUUCAAGGAGACCUCAAUAAAAUUGAUGAUGAUUUUGGGAAAGGAUUCCCAAAACCUGACAUUGUCAUCUCAGAUCCUAAUCGCCCAGGCAUGCACUUGAAGCUGAUUAAAUAUCUACUUAAUCUUCGGGCAUCCCGGAUCAUUUAUAUUUCAUGCAAUCCAGCAACCUGUGCACGUGACCUUGAUUACCUUUGCCAUGGUCUGCCCGAGAAAGAUUUAAGAGGGAGCUAUCAGUUGAAAUGUGUACAACCAGUGGACAUGUUCCCUCAUACAUCUCACAUUGAAUGUAUCUGUGUGCUGGAGCUCUGUUAGCAAUUGUUAUAUUUUAUUAAAUUGGUAAAGUGUGAAGCGGCAAUCAUCUGACAUCAAUCUUUCGGCUUGCAGUUCUCAUAGGUAAAUUCAAUGCAUCAUGAAGAAUUAGUAUGAAAAGGCAUUAGCAAGCAAUUGAUGAAAUCUGUUACUGCGUUUAUUAAAGCCAUCAUGAAAUCUCUCCACUCUCAAGUUCUCUUGAAUGGAUCCAAAUUUUAAGGAGUUCAAUUGCUACAGUAAUAAUUAGAUUUCUCUUCUAGUGCGCAUCCUUUUCCAUCUGAAGUAGCUGAGUGGUCUUUUUUGACUCGUUUGAAGGUUAGAAUCACGCUCCAAAAUUAUGUGCAACUUAAUAACGACUGCAGGAGCUCUUGUAAUAUAUUCUUUGAUUUCCAUUUCUAUCUUGAACUAGUCUUUAGCACUGCUAUUUUUAAUCUAUUGUAGUACAUACUCAAAGCUACACUUCCCUUUGUCAGUAUUUAAUCUUAAAAAGCUUUCUGUGCCAAACCAUUCUUUCAUAU